GUCACCCGUAUCAUCACUUCGCAUCUCCUUCACCGUCGAGGAGUCCCAUUAAUCGCAGCUUGGCGUGGAGGUGGUGUUGUUGGACGUGGAGGAGGAGGAGCUCUGCUUACUCAAACGAGGGGGGCUUAUAAUGGCGGUUACCCCUUCCACUACGUAGUGCAGUACGAUGAUCCUAACUACGACUGUGAAGCCGAUUUCGAAUUCGAGGAAAUUCCCAGAGAUGAGUUUGGCGUGCCUGCUCACAUCCCUCCUGAGCUAUCGACUCAAAUUCGUCACACUUACUACGUUCCACCUCAAUAUUAUCCUUUUCUCAAGAAGUUGGGUGAGGACACCCCCGAGCUGAAGCCUUACACGGAUAAGUUGAUCAUGGGCGAUAUGACCUACGACGAUUACGAAGAAAUGUUCUACAAGUUCGCGAAACCACUUAAAAUCUACAGGAGUCGUUUGCCUUUACCAUACAGAACAGAUGAGGAGAUUUCUCAGGAAAAAUAUGUCAAUUGGUGUGGGAGAUGGUAUUCGUAUCGUCAGAGACUUCAGGGCGAUUAUUACUCGCGUCAUUAUUUCCGAGAUUGGUUAAUCGGUGUUAUGCUGGGUAUGUACCUUGGCAACCUUUGUGUACAACAACAUAGGCAAUAUCGCGUUGAUAUGAAGUUAUUCUAUUUGGAAGCUCCUGAGCAUAAAAUAAAUUGGGUUAAACCACGCGGAGAUCUUUGAGGAAAUUUUCAUGUCAUAUUUCACUUCAUGGUACAGCGAGUUGGCAGUCCAUAGGUCGUCUCUCGCAUUGUUAACAACAACAGGCUUUCUUGCCUAAAACAGAAAUCUUAAUUUUUUUUGUUGA
Molecule: messenger RNA, 838 nt
Organism: Perkinsus marinus ATCC 50983
Lineage: Eukaryota; Perkinsozoa; Perkinsida; Perkinsidae
Exons: 6
Source: RefSeq, a predicted model, not a curated record